Molecule: messenger RNA, 1394 nt
Organism: Rosa rugosa (rugosa rose)
Lineage: Eukaryota; Viridiplantae; Streptophyta; Magnoliopsida; Rosales; Rosaceae
Exons: 10
Coding region: 244-1212 (322 amino acids)
Source: RefSeq, a predicted model, not a curated record
GUCAAUAAUAUGUAAAUUAGAGGAGAAAAAUUUCAGAGUUUAAAAGUUCAAAAUCUUCUGCUCACCGAAUGAGAAAAGAUUUCUUCCAGGAAUUUAAUAAGAGUUUAGAUGACUUUUUACCUUCUCAAAUGGUCAUUUUUCAACUAAAUUAAACAACAAGGUUAUAAACCAUUUUGAAGACCCAAAAAGGGUCAUUUAUCAAAAUUUCUCUUCUUUUCUUGAGUGAUCGCUCAACUCUUGCCAAUGGCAGCCUCCAUGCUUUUCGUCUUCUCCAUAUUCUCAGUCCUAUUAUUCAACGGAAUCACGGCAGAGCCACCGCUUCUGAACGACGGCUCUCCGGAGGUUGCAGAUUCGCCGAUAAGACUCCAACUCCAACUUCGGUUGCUGGAGACCAAGGUUUACCUUCUAGAAUCAAGCAUUGAUGAGAAAAACCGUGAACUGAGGAAAAAGGAUGAAAAAAUUAGGCAGAUGGAGGAGAUUAUUCAAGGGAAAUCAAACAGCAAUGCAUUUUUCCAAAGUGAGACAGAGGCUGUCCAGAUCCAUGGAGGAUGGCUUUCAGUUCUACAUUCAGUUGCAGUUCAUAUAAGCCAUUUUCAGUCAUACAUAGUGACUUACUGGAAUGAGUGCGGGAGACCAGCCUUGGAUGUGGCAAUUGAAAAGGCAUUAGAAAUGAAAGCUCAGGUUAAUAGUUCGGCUCGGCUCAGCAUUGAAACAAUCAAAUCCACAUGGAUACCAGGUUUGAAGAAACAAUCUUUAGAAAUUGUAGCCUAUCUUGAACCAAAUAUUCAAUUAGUCACUGCAAAAACUGUUGAUAUCUACCAUGCGUCAAAGAGUUCUGUAGCACCAUUUGUUUUCAAGGCACAAGAAAUGGCAAAUCCUCACAUUCAGGUAGCUAAGAAGUUUACGGAGCCAUACAUAGCUCAGCUUAUGAUGGUGAUAGAUGAGGCUACAAUGGUGACAAGAACCCAUUUAGCUAACAUACACGUUGCCUUGAAGCCAUAUACAAAGCAAGUACUCCACGCAUGCAGAAAAUUCAUCAAAUCUGCAACUUUUUACCAUCAUGAGGUCCAAGAAAUGCUCAAAAACAAUACGUUGACGCAAUCACUUGCAACUAUCGAACUGGCAUGGCUUCUGGCCACUGCUUUACUGGCCCUGCCUGCAGUUCUUAUGUUUAAGUUGACUUCCGUUAUUUUCAGAAAAAAAGGCAAAUAAGCGUAUUCAUAGAUCCUAUGCAUAUCAUACACGCUGCAAGCUCAAGUGUACGUGCUCAUCCUGACAAGUGAAGGGUACAUGAGGUAAUUGGAUGCUUUUGCAACGUUUGCAAAAUUCUACUUAUAUAUGUCUAUCGGAGAUCAAUUAUGAAUUCUAAUGGGAAUUCUUCGAUGCCAUACUUA